This is a messenger RNA of Salvelinus namaycush (lake trout), 4841 nucleotides long. RefSeq names its product coiled-coil domain containing 180 (gene ccdc180). The transcript has 33 exons. NCBI's taxonomy places the organism in Eukaryota, Metazoa, Chordata, Actinopteri, Salmoniformes, Salmonidae. The record is from RefSeq and is a predicted model, not a curated record. Bases 1 to 4326 code for a protein of 1441 amino acids.
AUGGCUGAGACUCGUGUCAUUCCAAGUGGGAAAGUCUACCGCCAGAUGUUUGACGCCCAGGUUCAGCUGUCAAGGUCUCUACAUGAUACUCGGAGGAAACGUGAGACUAAUGAAGGAUUCUUACCAAGGGACAACCCUCCUCUUAGUAGGGACACAGACACUGGUCUGCAGCAGCAGAUUAGAACUCUUCAGGCUGAAACCCACCAAUGCUCAGAGGAAAUGGCUGUUAGGGACCAACUGUUCUCAGGCAUCAAGCAUUGCCAGACGAGUGAGGAGCAGCUUGUUGAGGAGGAGAUCCGUGGACUACCUGAUCAUGUUGUGGCAGAAAAGCCAGGGUCAGACAUCAUUGACCGCCUGAUGGAGAAAAAGCAGAGGAACCACCUAGAGGCUGUGGGACAGUUGUACAGGGACCUUUCUGUGCUCAGUGUGGAGUAUGAGACAUUAUUCAGGCAAACUGGGCAAGAGGUGCUGCACCAACUCUCAGUGUAUGAUGGCAAUGUGGAGAGACAAAUGCAGAGGAUUGAAAAUAUUUCUGAUUUGGAGAAGUUCACCUUACAGGGACUUCAUGAGUUCUGGGAUACAGUGAAACAAGAGUCAGUGAUUAGGAGGAAGUGGAUAAAGGAUCUGGAUGAUACCCUGGCUAAGUAUGAGUCUGACAGAACAGCCAUGAUUGCAGCAUUGCUGAGAAAAUACACAGGGAAACUGGAAAAAAUCUGCUACGUAAUGCCUUCGGAUAUCCACCGACUGAUCAAUAGAGAAGCCAUGAUGAUAAACCAGGCUAUUCUAGCAAAUAGACGAGCAGUGGCCAAGCUCUACCUGAACCUGAUGGAGAAUGAUCUACAGAAGGAGGUAUUCCAACGACUCAGAUGGGAGGACAAACUGCAAGACUGGAAGAGCUUUAAGGUCCUUGGUGUGGUCAGCAGGUUCAAAGAUUUCAUGGGAAGCCCUCCAAUCCAGUGUCCCAAGGACGUACAAGCUAUUCUGGACACCAUGAGUGCAGCACAGCAAUCUUUUAGAGAAAGACGCAUCAACAUUCUUCAGUCACUCACUGCCAUGAUACCUCCAAGAUGUUCAAAGACUCUAAUCGCUGAGUGGUAUAACUCUUUGUCAUCUGUCAACGAGCAAAUUGAAGAGAUCCAGGAUACUGUUCAUUCUGAGUUCCUGCCUCUGAUUGGGAAAUGCCAGAGCCAGACCGAGGAGCACCUUGCCACCAUGGAUAGAGCGUUUGAGUCUUUGGCCAAGAGAGCUGCUGUGCUAAGUAAGUCACUUUUCAAAUUCACACGUGGGGCAUCUCACCUGUGGGAGGUGCACAGUGCCGGGCUGCAGAGGAGGGAGCAGCAGCUGCAAGACCAGCUGGACGAGGUGCGCUACAGUCAGGAGCAUGAAAUCCAGAAGAAGGAGGCUCAUCUUGAUGUUAUGUUGGACAGACUGAGACAGGAGAGCACUGAAGAGGCACUCAAAAUCACACUGGAGAAGACUCUACACUCCCUGGAUGAAAUAAAACUUGUAUACAUGCACUUCUACAAAGAAGAGGUGGAUACAGUGGAGAGUUAUCCUGCCAUGGUCUUGGAGGAGCUGCACUCUUACAGCUUUGCUGUCAGUCGAUUCUUCAACGUCAAGGAGCUAUAUACCGGUAGUCAGGAUGUCAUUGAUUCCCAUCGGGAGUUUCUUGACUCUCAGUCCAGUGAGACAUUCUGCACCUCUAAAGGCAAUGUGUACAACGGUCAGAGCUUUGUCUCUCAAUGGGACACGGAGCAGGAUUCCAUUCCAUCUGAGAUGGAGUUGGUUGUGUUCCCCAGAAGUCUUCUUGCGGAUCUACAAAAAGAUAUACGUCUGUUGUUUUUCAAUCACCUCGAAGAGAGAUAUCAGACUGCUCUGACCAACACUAUGAAUAUUGUGGCAGCCAAGAAGGAAGCACUGAAGUCAGAGCAGGACCUCCGACUGCACCUCCACCAACCACGGGCUAAGAGAAUCGAGGUGGACAUCCACAAUGUCCGUGCUGCGGAACUGGUACUGCACAGAGAUCGUGUGGAUAGGCACUGUAAAGGCAUCUUGCAGGCCCUUGGCAACUGCCGAACGGACUUCCACGAACUCCAGAUUCGACAGCACAAACUGACUGAGGACUUCAGAUCCCAGAUUUACAGCAUGGAGGAUGUCUUUACCUAUGCCACCAAGUCAGACGUGCUGGUUGGACUAUGUGGUACGCUGCAAUCCAAUUUGGAGAGCCACAUGAACAUCAUUCAGGCAUCACAGAGAAACUUCAGACAGACUCUGGAGUCCAAGCUGGAUGGCCUAAGAGAGACCAACGUCCAGUUAAUCAAAUCCUUUAAGCUGUUCUCAGAUGGAGGGAACUUCACACCCAAAGAGAUAGAGGCGCAUCACAAACGGAUUGAGAAAAUGGUUAAACGUAUCGACACCAACGAUGAGGCCAUAAUGCUGGAUAUGGAGGGGACAGAGUCCAAGUGUCUGGAGCUGGCGAAGGAUGUGAUAAACAGAUUUGAGGAGAAAUUCCACUUUUUGACAGUGGAUUUGAAGUUUCUGGAGAAAAUACAAGGAAUGCUAACAAAUACACAGGUUCAGAUAAAAACAGAGGCAACAAAGAGCAACAUGCAAAAUAAGAAAAUCAACAGCCUCCUGACAGAGUUAAAAACUAUGGUAGAUACUUGUGCCAGAAGCAGUCCAGAAAAGACAGUGACGACAGAUGAUGUUUUCACUUUUACGUGGUCUAUAAUAGAGGAAUUGAGGGCACGAUGCCAUUAUCUUGAAUGCUUUUUGAACCCUUCCAUGGCAGUACUGAUGCCUGAAUGCCCUCUCCAGGGGGCCUUCGGUGUAGCAGCACGCCCCAAGUCCCGCAAGUCAGCAAGCCCUGCCAUAGACGGUCUGCUCCAGCCCAGCCGCAUGGGGGUGUCCUUCAUGGAUGAUGUGGCCGUGGGGGUCAUCAGGGGACUGCUGAGGUCAGAGAGAACAAGCCUAAAGUCACCCAGGAAGCCAAUUCAGAGUCGACAGAGAGGGUCUCAGCAGCAGUCACAGUCAGGUUGUCGUCUCCUAUUGGGCAGAGGUCAGGGGAUUCUGCCGAAUCUGUCAGUGCACAAAGGUCAGAGGGAACCUUUUCUGUGUCGUUAUCACUGGAGCACAAUCAUGCAGAAAUCACUUGUAGCAACAGUAGAGUUACUGUAUAGCUUAGUUUUCCUGGUCAGUUUACAUGGAGACCUAAGCACUCUCAUCUAUUUAUUUUAUAGUGUGAAGAGGUUUUCUAAACCCACUCGCUUUGACAAGAGAUUCCAGGUGUUUGGUCUCAAACCAGAGACACAUGGCGUAACUGCCUUCAAAACUUUGAUAACCAGCAUUCUUUGGAAGACCAAUGAUAUUCUUCUCCUGGUUGCUGAGGAGUUCUAUAAGAAGAAGGAACGCCGGCCUGUCACAAGGCCUCAGUACCUCCAGGAGACGUUUGAACAAUGUGCUGAGGAGAUUAACAAAAGGCUGCUCGUCUACCAGAGCCAAACUCAGGACUACCACAACAAUUGUCUGCAAGAAUUCCGACAGCAGCUGAAAGACAUUGAGGAGGGUCUUUCCAAGGUGCCAGGGGUGCUCAUCUCUAACCUGGGAGAACAACACCUGGGGAGCCUGAGCCAGGACACGGACAACAUCCGUCAACAGCUAGGCAUCACUCUGCAUGAGAGCGAGGGGAGAAAGAAAAAGCACAGUGGCAAGCUGAGUGUGCGUCUGAGCCAUCCUGCUUGUGAGAAAGAGCUGGAGGCCUUGAAUCGUGCUGAAGAGGAGAGACAAAGAGAGCUGACCAAUGCCAUCACGAACACUCUGCAAGAGCUACAAGCAUGUGUGAGGAAACAUGGGGAGGAGUUUGUGAGAGCACUCACCUCUCUGACAGAGAACCUGCUGUUCCAGAUGGACAACCUCCUGACCGUAGAUGAGGUCCAAGUUGGCCAAGCUGAAAUGAAGAGUGAAAAUGUCACCACUCUAAUUCGCCGAAAACAAGCUGGUAUUCCGCUAGAGGAGAAGCAAAGUGCACAUCUAAUACAGCGAGGCAGCAGAACGUGGCCAGGAAUCUCUUACUUUGGAUACAGUACUGAUGAUCCAGUGGAGCAACCAUGCAAGAAAACAGCCUCCAUCACCACUGCAAAGACCACCUUAGGCCACCUGAGAGCAGUGGAGGCCCGUGAAUCUAUGUACCAGUGCUAUGAGCAGCGGUACAGGGAGGAGCUGGCCCGGGCCGUGCAGGAGAGCCAGGUCCAGAGGACGGAGGUGCAGUGCUGGGAGGAACACUGGAGAGGCUUACUGAACACUCUGACCCAGCUCAACGCUGAGUGAGCACCUAGCAACCCCGUACCAGAGCUCACCGUUUUCUACAGCAGGACUAGACUAGAUUCAAAUGAGAUUUCCAGUGACAAAUAAAUUCAUGGUUUGCAUUUUUCUUUCUCUUUCUGCCACUAAGGGAUUGAACUGCUUCGGCAAAAUUGUGUAUGUGUGACUAAUAUUUUAUAAAACGUUAUAUUCAUCAUGAUUGGCUAUAAAACACAAUAUUCAAUACACAGAGCGUAGAUUUUUGUUAAUUCUGGCCGGGAUUUAAUCAGAUCGCAGAUUGUAGUCUAUGGCUUUUAAAGGCAAUGUUCGGUAAAUGCUGUAUAUGUCAGAUCAAUCUGAAAUUACCUUAAAAACUGCAUUUUCGACUGUCCAGUGCGCUGUGCUAUGGAUAGAAUCCCGGACUAACUCUUUACAAUGAAUGCAACUUUGUUGUUGUUAUACAUUAUUUUUUAUUUCAAGUGUUGUGGUCUUCAUGAUUCUACAUGAAGAAAUGGUUAAAACGUCCAAUGUAGCCAUUUCUU